This is a messenger RNA of Rhizophagus irregularis DAOM 181602=DAOM 197198, 1077 nucleotides long. NCBI's taxonomy places the organism in Eukaryota, Fungi, Glomeromycota, Glomeromycetes, Glomerales, Glomeraceae. The record is from RefSeq and is a predicted model, not a curated record.
AUAUCUCAAAAUCCAGAUACAAAGGAAUACAUUAUAGUUCUUGACUAUGCAAAAGGCGGAAAUUUAAAUAAUUUGAUAAACAAAUAUUAUGGAAACCUUAGCUGGUCCAGCAAAAUAUUAAUGCUGUUUCAUAUUAUUAUAGGUCUUAAAGAAAUUCAUCAAAAAAAGAUGGUUCACCGUGAUUUUCAUACAGGAAAUAUAUUAGCAAAUAGUGCAAUUAGAAGUAUAUUAUAUAUUUCAGAUAUGGGAUUAUGUGGAGAUGUUAAUAAUAAUGAUCAAAGUAAUAUUUAUGGAGUUAUGCCUUAUGUAUCUCCUGAAGUAUUAAAAGGGAAACUUUAUACUCAAGAAGCAGAUAUAUAUAGUUUUGGUAUGAUUAUGUAUUUUGUGGCAACUGGAAAAGAACCCUUUUUCAAUUGUGCACAUGAUGAGUUAUUAGUAUUAAAUAUCUGCAGUGGAAUUAGGCCUGAAAUUAAUGAGCCAGAAGCACCUAAAUGUUAUAUUGGUUUAAUGAAACAGUGUUGGGAUUCAAAUCCGAAUAAUAGACCAAAAGCAGCUGAAAUUGAAAAAUUAAUUGAAUUAUUUGUAUACUCAUAUUGGUAUAAUGCAUCGAUCUUUGAAGUAGUUAUGGGGUUUGAAAAAGAACAAAAACAUUUUGAAAUUCAAAAACAAUUUGAAGAAGCAGAAGAAUACAGAAGAUCACAUCCUGCUUCUUUUGAUGAAAGUACUACUCUGGCUCAUCCACAAGCUACUUAUAAAUCUCGGUUACUUAACCCUUUUACAAAAAAUAUCCCAAAACUUGAUAAUAUUGAUAAUAAUACAGUAGAAAUUUUUGAUUUUACAAAAUUUUUAAUCAAAGAUGAUACAAAUGGCUAAAUAAAAUUUUUUAGCACCCUUACCAAAUUCCCACAAGGAUAAUAAAUAUAAUAUUUUGGAAAUAUUAUUAUGAGCACCCGUUUAAUAUCAUUAAAAAUUUUCUCAAAAACCCUUUAAAGCUAAUUAAUAUGAAAGUAGCUUGAAGUACUUCAUAUUCUUUGUUUCUCUACUAUUAAUAAUUUUCUUUUUGUAUGAAUAAUAAAG